This is a messenger RNA of Epinephelus lanceolatus (giant grouper), 2233 nucleotides long. RefSeq lists its product as uncharacterized. The record is from RefSeq and is a predicted model, not a curated record. Lineage: Eukaryota; Metazoa; Chordata; Actinopteri; Perciformes; Serranidae. Gene Ontology annotation, molecular function: protein binding.
CUGACUAAGAACCAGCUGAAUGUCUUCCUAUCCCUCAACCCAGUUUGGCCCAAUAUGACAAACCUGUCUAAGCUCUUCCUACGCAACAAUGGACUGAAGUCUCUGCACCCUGGUCAGUUCCUAAAGUGCCCUGCUCUCACCUUACUGGACCUGAGCGAGAACCAGAUUGAAUAUCUACCGAACGGAUUCCUCCAUGGAUUAGGUAAUCUGAAGACACUGUAUUUGCACUUUAACCAGAUUCGAAUGUUACAGGUUGGUGGCUUGGAAGGAGCCGUCGCCCUCGCUGACCUCAAUCUUAGCCAUAAUAAUAUAACAAAGAUAGAGGAAGGUGUGUUCAACAACUCCUCUGUGCUCAAGAAACUUGUUCUGUCCAGAAACCGAAUCACAAGUGUGGAUGAGGCCUGCUUCAGAGGAGCGACAGGUCUCCAACAACUGGACCUGAGUGGCAACAUGCUGAUCACUGUUCCAACUGAGGCACUGAAGGAUGCAAACAGGCUCAUGUAUGUGUAUCUACAGAUGAACAGUAUCAUUAGCCUUCCAGAGGAUUGCUUCUCCUCAUUGGCCCUGCUGGUUAAUCUGGACUUGAGCAACAACAAACUGACCACUCUGUCUGAGGGCUCACUAAGAGGCCUGACCAUGUUGCGAGAGCUGGGCCUCAGUACCAACCUCAUAGAUUCUCUUCCUUCUAAAGUUUUCAACGACUUGAUCAGCCUUGAAUUACUUGAUUUAUACAGGAACAAACUGACAUCCCUUCCUCUGGACAUAUUCAGGAACUUGAACAACCUACAAGAACUGCAGCUGGACAACAAUCAGAUCUCUGCCUUACCAGUUGGGGUGUUUGAUCCGCUGUCCAGACUCAAAGAGCUACAUCUGUCAAACAACCGCAUCCUGAAGCUCCAAGACUCUCUGUUCAACAAGCUCAAGUCCCUGCAGAACCUGUACCUGGAGAACAAUGCCCUGAAACACCUUCCUAAAGGCCUUUUCCACAAGAUGAGGGUCCUCAGGGAGAUACAUCUGAAUGACAACCACAUCAGGUCUCUGCAUCCCUCAGUCUUCCAUGGUCUGGUGAGGGUACAUUUGCUGAUACUCUCUCGCAAUCAUCUCACCUAUUUACAUCCGGACCAGUUCAGAGAACUUAUCGCUUUAAAGGAAUUAAAACUAGAUGAAAAUCACAUCGGCAGUCUUUCAACAAGCCUGUUCAUGAAUCUAACUCAUCUUGUUGCACUGGAUCUGAAUCAUAACCACAUCUUAAAGCUGUCUCCUGAUGACUUUGUAGGGUUGACCCACCUUAAAGAGCUCAAGCUGAGCUGCAAUCAGCUUAAUGACAUCCCAUUCAACACCUUCUACCCCCUCAACAGCCUCCGCAGGCUUCUGCUAAAGAACAACAGCCUGAAUAAUUUACACCUUCAGCUUUUUGCCCGACUUUCAAAUCUAACAGAACUCAACUUGGAUGAAAACAAGCUGGAUCACCUGCAGCCUGAUGUAUUUCAAGGGCUAACAAACCUCCAGAAAUUGAGUUUGAAGUCCAACCAACUCAGAUCAGUGGAGAAUGGGACUUUGGAGCCACUAAAAAGCCUUAAUGCUGUCUGUCUGUCAGGUAAUUUGUGGGACUGUUCCUGUGCACACAUUUUCUACAUCAGCAGCUGGGUAAACAUGCACAAAGACAAGCUCAGAGACCAGCCCGUCUGCUUCUUUUCCUCUUCUUCGUCACCCUUUACUGAGGAUACACCAUUGUCUCAGGCAGCUCUGUCUCCCCUGCUGCCACAAGAUGAUUGCAUUAAAAGUGCUGCAGGUGGCCCAUCACCUUCAUUUCCUCUAGAAAUGCUGAAUCUGCUCAUUAUGUCUCUCAUAGCUGUCAGCUCACUGUGACAUCCUUUGUAGUGGUUUUGUGCCCUCUAAUCUUUUCUUCCUGCCUUUACAUUUCAUGUCUGCUCCUGCUGUUUCAGUAUCUGCACCACAACCUCAAUAUACUGUAUAUCUGAAUAACUACAAGUGCAUUUAAACAUUGUGUAAAUCACAUUUAUUAGGGAAAAUCUGCACUGGAAUAAUAUGAUUACGCUAGUCCAAGAUAGAUUAGUGCGUGUUAAGAGAGUUCUUGCAAAAUUGGAAACUGUUUAUGAUUUACUAAGUAAGAUCCUUACUUCAGGCUGUGAGGGUUGAGUAUGUGUUAAAAAAUACUGUUUAAACUGUCUUGAUGACAGGAGAUAUGUUUGUAAUCUGUUGAUUGUGUUUG